Molecule: messenger RNA, 5055 nt
Organism: Salvelinus fontinalis (brook trout)
Lineage: Eukaryota; Metazoa; Chordata; Actinopteri; Salmoniformes; Salmonidae
Product: probable G-protein coupled receptor
Exons: 4
Coding region: 636-1952 (438 amino acids)
Biological process (GO): G protein-coupled receptor signaling pathway
Cellular component (GO): plasma membrane; signaling receptor complex; endosome
Molecular function (GO): G protein-coupled receptor activity
Source: RefSeq, a predicted model, not a curated record
UCUAACGUUGACCGGUGCCUUGCCCUUCCCCCAUCUAGCCAGCCAGCUGUGCUGUUUCUGAGUCCCCUAGUCUGCACAUCGUCUAUCGCUCCUCUCCUCUGACACCUUCACCAGUCCUACCCAGGAGUCCUUCCCGCAGGACAUCCGUCCACCAGGGAUAUUUAUCAAUCAAGGACCUGGAAAAGGGGGGGCAGAAGGAGCAGAGUGCCCAGCUUUAGUGAGCCGUCCCUGGUGUCAGAUCUCGAGGUUGAUGGGUACUGAAAGAGGUCUGGUGGGUUAGGGAGGGUACACCUGUUGUCUUAGCAUCUGUUGGCACCGACCCAGACUUCAGAGCCUUAUGCAAGGCCUGGAUACAUACGAUACAUAAUGGAAUUCCAGUCCACCUGGGAACAGAAAACCCCCUGGACCAUCCACGUAGUUAACCCUACAUAACUCAAGAGGAGUGGAAGUUGGACGGGAGGAUUUUAUGUUUUUAUGAUAAACAUCCGCUCACAAUUCAUGUCAGGUAAACAUAGUUUAACCGUUUGACUCUUAAGCAAAAGGAAUCCUCUGGCUCACCACACCAGUGAAAGAUGGGGGAGUCUAGGCCUAAUGGAACACUCGUUUUGUCUGUUCUGGAACUCUCAUUGUGAACUAUGGAACACUCUGGUUCACCUCUGACCCCUGACCUCAAUGAUGCGACAGCCAAUGAGAGCCUGUGGUGGUGGGGGCUGGGGGCACCCCUCCCUUCAGCCCCUAGCAGACAGCUGGGCACCUUGCCCAACUCCCAGACACGCUUCAAGGACCUGUCAGGGAUAUUCUUCAUGGUGACCCUGAACGUGGUGGCGCUGCUGGCUAACACAGCCGUGCUGGUGGUCGUGGUCAAAGCCCCGCACCUCAGGAAGUUUGCCUUUGUGUGCCACCUGUGUGCGGUGGACCUGCUGUGUGCCGUGCUGCUCAUGCCAUUGGGAAUUGUGUCCAGCUCGCCGUACUUCGCCAGCGUGGUGUUCACAGUGCUGGAGUGCCAGGUGUACAUCUUCCUCAACGUGUUCCUCAUCGCAGCCUCCAUCUUCACCAUCACGGCCAUCAGCGUGGAGCGUUACUACUACAUUGUCCACCCCAUGCGCUACGAGGUAAAGAUGACCCUGAAGCUGGCCACAGCCGUCAUGGUCCUGGUCUGGGUAGCCUCAGCCCUCCUGGGGCUGGCCACUGUGUUCGGCUGGCCCAGCUACGGCAGCCUGAGCUCCAUCAGCGCCGCCCACUGCUCUCUCCACUGGAGCCACAGCGGCCACCGCCGGGCCUUCUCUGUCCUCUUCACAGUGGCCUGUUUCUGCCUGCCCGCUGCAGUCAUCUUUGCUGUAUACUGUAACGUCUAUAAAGUGGCCCGCUUGGCAGCUAUACAGCAUGGACCAUUACCGUCCUUGACUGCCAGCCAUCUUAAACACCGCUCAGAUUCCAUCAGCAGCCAGACCACUAUCAUCACCACCCGCAACACACCCAGGAGGCUCCACCAAAAAAGGCCCUUUGGUGGGGGCAAGGCUGCCUUCACCCUGGUGGUCAUUGUGGGCCAGUUCCUGCUCUGCUGGUUGCCUUACUUCGCCUUCCACCUGCACCUGACUAUCAACAACCCGCCCAAGGUCCCACCUGACCUAGAGGAGGCCGUCACCUGGCUGGCGUACUCCUCCUUUACCGUCAACCCAUUUUUUUAUGGGCUGCUGAACCGCCAGAUCAGGGAGGAGCUGUGUAAGCUGCGGCGCUGCUACUCCACCCGGCCCGUCGAGCUGGCCCUGUCCAGCGGCCACGAGGGCUCAGCCCACGAGAACUUCCUGCAGUUCCUACAGAGAACCAGCUGUACGGUGGAGACCAGAGCCAGCUUCGCCUGCACAUCCAGUCCCAGGAACACCCUGGACCAGACAGCGCAGCAGACAGCUGACUUCAGGAUACCCGGACAGAUACCGGAGGAGUUCAAUUAAAACGCCCCUGAUAUACUAACCUGGACCCCAGUGAUAUACUGUUACUGUAUGGACACAAGCCCCUGACUGCUGAGUUAAAACUGUUAAAACACCUUUAUAUCUGGCCACUGGAACCUUAUUGACUUCUGUAAUGGCUGUACCACAGGAAUACUAGAAGCAGGAACAGCCUGGACAAGACUGGGCAGACAGCUGGGUUCAGGAUACCAGGGCAGAUACCUGAGGAUUUCAGUUAAUCAACAAUAUUCUUAGAUUUGUAUGCCACUGGCACUUACUGUAGUUGACUGCUGUAAUGGCAGUGCAAACUUCCCCAGGACUACUGACCUAGAGCAGCAAAAUUAGCCUCGGCGUAAUUUCCCAGAGCCUUCAUAGCGUUAAGAUCAUCGCUAGAACCUUCUUGUGAUGUAUCAUUAGUAGCGAAGGUUUUUCCCAGAGCCUUCAUUAGUAAAACUUUGCACAUCUACGAGGGAUCCAGACUACUUUUAGAGGAGCCAAAGUGGAUGGAUGUUUUUUUGCCCUUGUUUAGGCUGUCUGUCUGACUGUGACUGACAAUAACUUCAGAACGAAGUUGACUACAGAUACAAAAUUACCAAAGUUUUAGCACAUUUUACAAACAAGUGAAGGAUAACAUGGUGCUUCAAAUGAAAAUCGAGAUGACUGCAUUAAAAGAUACAUAGCCUAUAACGGCCCAUAUAGCCUAUUUCAAUCAUAUUGAAAUAAUUUCAUGUUCAAUCCCACUGGGCACAGAUGGUUCAACAUAAUUUUAUUUAAAUUAUGUGGAAACAACAUUGAUUCAAUCAGUGUGUGCCCAGCGGGAUCAAUUUAGUUAUAUUUUGCCUCAAUGUGUUUCAUGGUGUGUGACAACAUUUGUAUAAUCUGUGAUUCAGUGCAUUAUUAUUGGGUAAGCAUAAUAAGCUGCCUCAAUAGCUUAUUUACAGUCAUGGGUGGUAAUAUCUCUCUAGUAGCUGAUCUGUUGUCAGUAUUGUGGAAUAAUUUGAAUGUUAAGGUAUGAUUUAAAUGGAGAAAGCUGAUUCCGAGAGCAUCGCUGCUUUUCUUUGGAUCCUAUCACUAUCGACACGUGGUCUAGCGGCGCACUUAGCGAACGUUCUCUUUACGUGAUUGUUCAGGAAACGCAAUUAAAACGUUGGUUUGUAAAUAGCGAUACAUCUGAUACGAUCAUCAUAAUGCUUAAGUUACAGUACAUCGCAACUGGGAAACAAGGCCCCAGUCCCAGAUCUGUUUGUGCUGUCUUGACACUCCUAUUGUCUUGCCUGACAAUGACCAUAGGAGCAAACACUAACAGAUUUUAUUAACCUACUGGGCAAAAUAUGGCUGAAUCAACGUUGUUUCCACGUCAUUUCAACCAAAAUAUUAAAUGUGAUGACGUUGAAUCAACAUGGAAAACUGAUUGGUCCAAUGAAUGACAGGGUGGCAUUUUUGGUUCAUUUCACAUUGAAUUCACAUUAGUUGACAACUUAACUAAAUGUAAGUCAAAACUAGAUGUUGUACUGACAUCUGUGCCCCGUGGGAGACCACAUCAAUGUCAGUCCAGUGAGGCAACCGUACUGCCCCCUACACCCUGCCCUUAAAACAAACAGAGACAGGCCUCCUGUGUGGCACAGUGGUCUAAGGCACUGCAUCGCAGUGUUAGCUGUGCCACUAGAGAACCUGGUUCAAGUCUAGGCUCUGUCGCAGCUGGCCGUGACCAUGCGAUGCAAUGCACGCUGAAACGGUUACCAGGUGUACCAGACACAGUGGUGUAGCUGGCUUCUGCGUUAAGCAGGCGUUCUGUCAUGAAGCAGUGUGGCUUGUCAGGGUCAUGUUUUCGGAAGACGCACAGCUCUCGACCUUCCGUAUGGGAGUUGCAGCGACUGGACUGUAACUACCAAUUGGAUAACAUGAAAUUGAGGAGAAAAGAGGGUAAAAGAAACACACAGAGACAACACUUGAAGGGACUACAAGUAGAGUGUGUUUCUGUUGAUGUUUCAAUUUUAUUAAUUUGAUUGUUUAGCAUAUACCUUAAGUGCAUUAUGUCCUGAAAAAUACAGUUGUCUCAAUUAUUAUUUGUUCUUUCUUGCUACAACUACCACAAAUAGUGGGUCUAAUUCUACUACCAACCAUUCCAAUCACCUAUAUUACUACUAGUAUAUUCUACUACCACUACUACUACAAGUACAAUGUUUGAGUUGAGAGACAAUACAAAUUAAUACUUGAAUAAUGUUAUUUACACUGUAUUACAUUUACACUAUAUUUACACUGUCUGAACAACUUUAAUUAUUUAUUAUUUAUUCCAUGUUCAAUACGGUGAACAUUGAACACUCUCUAAGUGUAACAGUUGAAUUGUUUCUGUUACACAAUAUCAAAUGUGAUAAUUUAACUAUUUGGUUCUCAGUUGAGGUUUAAUUGCAAUAUUCUUAACUAUGGACAGUUUGUUUCUUACAAAACAACGUGUUAUUAUACACUAAGUGUACAAAACAUUAGAAACACCUUCCAAAUAUUGAGUCGCACCCAUUUUUGCCCCCUGAACAGCCUCAAUUCGUCGGGGCAUGGACUCAACAAGGUGUCAAAGACUCCAAUGCAUCCCACAGUUGGGUCAAGUUGGAUGGAUGUCCUUUGGGUGGUGGAUCAUAGUUGAUACACACAGGGAACUGUUGAGUAUGAAAAACCCAGCAGCGUUGCAGUUCUUGACACACUAAAAUCGGUGCGCCUGGCACCUACUACAAUACCCCAUUCAAAGGCACUUCAAUCUUUUGUCUUACCUAUUCACCCUCUGAGUGGCACACAUACACACUCCAUGUCCCAAUUGUGUCAAGGCUUAAAAAUACUUCUUUAACCUGUCUCAUCCCAUUUAUCUAUACUGACUGAAGUGGAUUGAAUAAGUGACAUCAAUGAGGGAUCUUAGCUUUCACCUGGAUUCACCUGGUCAGUCUAUGUCAUGGAAAGUGUUCCUCAUGUUUUGUACACUCAGUGUAUGUUAUCAUAAGUUGCAUUGCAUUCAAUAGGCUACCUUUUACAUGUGAUGGCAGAGACUGCCCCAUCAAAGGGGAUUUCUUUCUAUAUGGACUGGUUGUUUUUGCUUUAACUCUGCAAAUAAACUUCUGAAGGA